This is a messenger RNA of Ostrea edulis (European flat oyster), 3953 nucleotides long. Its product is annotated as beta-1,3-galactosyltransferase 1-like. The coding region runs from base 2633 to 3835 and encodes 400 amino acids. Lineage: Eukaryota; Metazoa; Mollusca; Bivalvia; Ostreida; Ostreidae. The record is from RefSeq and is a predicted model, not a curated record. The transcript has a single exon. Gene Ontology annotation, cellular component: membrane. Gene Ontology annotation, molecular function: hexosyltransferase activity.
UCACGUAGUUUACUUUCCAAACUCCUAUUCACAUUCCAGGAGAGCACUUGAAUAGAUUGUCUGAUUCCCCAGUAUACCUCAUGUCCAUCACAAACGUGUCGGGUGGUAGGGGUUUGUAGAGUAUUCCGUUUACGUACUGUGUAUUGGAUACUAAUCGUGUUCUUUGUCCUCAGUUUUUCUUCUCCCUAAUCCCUCUGAUCAGCUCUUUCCGCUGCUCAACAAUUUCUGGUGGAAAUUGUUCAUUUAUGAAAGAAUUCGUCCCUUUUAGAGAGGUUGACCGCGAUUUAGGACGUUGCUUGAAGUCGUUGAAUUUCGCUACGAUGGACAUAUGUACAUCUAAAUGAUUUCUGGAAAGGGGUGUAAAGUGUUUUAUAGCCUUUCAUUAUUGUGUUGGUGUGUUUUGACAUGAAUACAUGUGACCCUUUCUACUUGGUAUAUGUGAUUGAUAUGUGCAUUUUGGGUUUUUUGUUCAGUUUUUCUUCUUUCUUGCUUGACAAGUGUGUUCAACUAUAGAUAAUAAGUUUUAUUUCGGUUGUAUUCUAAAAAUGUUUCAUGAACUAUUAAACUAGAACACAGUAGUAAGUUUUUUGUUGUUUUUUUUUUUAUUAUUAUUAAAUAUCAGUUGUUGUGAAUGAUAGGCUUUACAGUUUCCAUUCCUUUCUAUAGCAUUUGGUCAGCGUCCGCCUUGCGUUAACAAUUGAACACUUUGAACUUAAUCUCCCAAUAACCGCCCCCUUAUUUUCCCUUCUUUUCCAUUUCUCUGUUUUGUUGGUUUAUUAUGCAUGCCCUAUAUAAUUAUCAUCAUUGUACUUUGUGUGAUGUAUUAUCUUUUUACUUCAAACAAUUUGAAAUAUUAUUAUCAGUUAUCAAAUACGUUGUAAUCUCUCAAUUUAUAAUUAUGUGGACAUUACAUAUACGUUGUACCUAGGGCAUAUAUAGACUCUGCCUGCUGCCAAAUGAAUCCUAAUCAUGUUAUACAAAAUAAGAUACUGUAUUAUCAAAAACACUUUAAACUUCUGAUAACUACCAUUACAAUUCUUUUAAAAUUUUCAAACACUGCCUAAACUUCACAACUUUUCAAAAAUCUUCUAUGCAACCUCGCACCUGAAAGAAAAAUCAAUUGCAUAUAUAUAGUCAUGUAGAGCAGGAAGGCCUUUACUAAAAUUGUAAACUUCAUGAUCUUUGGGAUAAAGGUUCUGACUCCAGGGUAGGGCCAAACUUGGUAUAUAGUGUUUAUGUGUAAAGCAUUUCAAUAGCAUCUUAUUUAAAGCUAUUGAUAAUGAAGAAGCAGGUAACUCUACGAAAAUUGUUAAUUUCAUUAUCCCAGGGGUAGGGUUUUGGUUCCCGUGUGGGGCCAAAAUUAUCAUAAUGACAAUACUUAUCAUUUCCAUUAGUGGAACUCUUCAAAUUAAAGGCGCGUAAAGUCGUGCUACCGGGACAACAUAGUGUAAAUACAUUAUACUUAGGCAUACGUAAUAUGAAUUAUGGUAUCGAAUACAUAUUAUAACCGACUGUAAACCACAACAUUGAUUAAAAUUCUAAAGUCAAAUUUAGGAAUUGAUUAUUCUUAAAAGAAAACAGACGAUCUUAUUAAACUAUAUGAGGGAGAGAAGCUACUAAAUUUGCCAAAUCUGACCGUGCCGAUAUAAAGCAUCAAUCGCAAGAACUGUGAGGGGAAAAACCUAUAUGCACAUCCAACACAAGAAAUUUUCUUGUAAUUAAUGUGAUUAAUAUGUUUUUAAAGUUAUUCUGUCAGACUAUGAAGAUAUUCUAUUUUAUCAUACAAUUAGGACAGGUUCAUAUGGCAUGGACUUUGUAAUCGUACCCCCCUCACCCCAUAAAUCUCCAUAUUUUAGAACAUGUAUGUAUGUGCCACACUGCAUUUUUUAAACACGUUUAUAACACUAAUUAACACACCUAAUGCGUUUCCAAACUGCAUCUAAGCUAAUUUGAAAAUUACAAAAUAUUGAUGGACUUGGAUGUCCAGAGAACAUCAUUGUUUGGAAUUUUUUAAAUAGGUGUGGUGGAGUUUAAUUAAGAAACAUGUAACAUCUUUAAUAAGAUAGUGUUAGAAUAUUUAAUUGCAGUUUGACUAAUGGUAAUUUUAUCUAAAAAUACACCAUGUAUUUUAACUCUUAAAAAAGGGGGUGGGGGUGCUAUGUACGUUUCGUUCCGUUUAUGUCCCAGUAAUCUCGCACUUGCUCGCGAGAUUUAUGCAAUUUCUUACCAAUGACGCACAAGAGUCAUCAAAGCGCGAUAACUCCAACGAGCUGGUAAUGAGAAGUAUUGUAUUUAUCAACGUCAUAUACAGUAUGUUUAACAUGUGUUAUUUCCUUGCAGAAUAUGCAUUAUUCAGUUAUACAGACAGAAUUUUUUAAAAAGUCAGCUCAGCGCUUUUUAGUACUUUCAGUACUUUGAUUUAAACUGAUGGGACUUUCCAUUGUCGUUCCGGAUGGAUUAUCACUAUAAUUGUGUACAGGCGUGGGUGUUUUCGCAGCGUUCAGACAGGUUAUAUAAUUUUGUGUGUGCGGUGACCCGGACACGGCACUGUACUUGAUCACGCACUGUGAACUGGAAGGUAUACUACUGUUAAAAUGCCGUGUAAGGAAAUGGACGCUCUCUAAAAUGAAAUAUGGCGGAGAUCAAAUCAAAACUAGGAUGUGUUCGGUGCUUUCGUUUUUGUAAUGCAACAACCAUUAUAUACCUAAUGGCGACUUUAUCAACGCUGUGUCUUCUAAAUAUUUUAACCGUAACCUCUCAUCAGGUAAAUUUACUCCGGACAGUCAAUAAGCAGCUGCAUGAUGCGGUUUCACAGUUUUACAUGAAGUCUCAAUCGAAUGAAACUUUGACCGUAACACCACAAGGAACAAGGAAUAUGACAGUGAAAGUUAAUUUUACAAGUAAACAUCAAACAGCAGGAAUAAUUCAAAGCAUACCGACAAAGGAAACUAGAGACCAACAGACUCUUAAAACAUCACAGCGUAUAAAGGGGAGACCAUUAAACUGCACCGCCUGUUUCCCACACAAUUAUACCUAUGUGUUAGACAAUGAAAACAUUUGUCAACCGACAGACAGAAGCCCCUCAGUCGACAUAAUUGUGUUGAUCAGCACCAUCCACUCUAAUGUGGAGAGGCGGAAAGCUUUGCGAGAGACGUGGCUCACUCCCACGAGUCGAAACCAGGGAAGCAUACGCUACGUGUUUCUCCUCGGGAUGACCUCGAAUGUGAAUCUUCAAGUUGCUGUAGAAACGGAGAGCGCUACGUAUAGGGACAUUGUUCAAGAAGAUUUUAUCGACCACUACAAUAAUCUAACUUUAAAAACCAUGAUGGGUUUUAAAUGGGCGAGCAUCAAAUGUAAGGGUGCAAAGUAUGUAUUAAAAACAGACGAUGAUAUGUAUGUGAAUUUACCUGCGUUGAAACUAACUCUGAAGAAGUACGACAGUGUUCUUAAAACGUCCAUUGGUGGGCAAUGUCGUAUAAACGAGAGUCCCAUUCGGCAAAAAGGGUAUAAAUGGUAUGUCCCCCGAGAAAUGUAUCCUCCGUCUCAGUUCCCGGGAUACUGUUCGGGUACUGGGUACGUUACAAGUAUGGAUGUGGUCCAGAAAGUGUACGAAGUUUCGAAGCACGUUCCUUUCUUUUACUUGGAGGACGUGUACGUGGGGAUCUGUGUUCACAGACUCGGCAUGAAAGUCACACGUAUUCAGGGAUUUAAUGCAGGACGCGUUCCACUUGGUUGUAAUUACAAAAACUCGUAUGUGAUAACUUCUCAUCAACUUGAUCCAAAACUUCUUCGCGCGGCGUGGGCGUUGAAGUGCAAUGAUGCACUACAUUUGUGAGAAUUUAACUCGUGGUUGACAGGUUAAGAGAUAUACAGUUUCUUCAUUUGCAUGAUGGUUACUACACAUUGUAAAUGUAUAACGUGCAAUUGAUAUGUUAAAGGGCAUGUGCUUUGAA